GCCUUGCUACCUAAUUUCCGUCAAAGGAAAAGCAUCUUGAAGGAAGACGUUCGACUGUUCAUCAAAAUAAACUAUAUUAUGUAAAGGUUAGCCAAAAUUUUUAAUCGUUAAUCUAUAGAUAAGAGACUUAAGUACACUUUUCAACGAAAAACCUUUGUUUCAUCUUACUAUUAGACAUGUUUUGUCGCUUUGAAAAGCGGGUGUACUCAAUGAAUUUUUCACGUAAAACACUAAAUCAUGGCCGAGUUGAUGCAACUGUUCAAAGUAUCUAUUGUGGUUAGAAUGAGGUCCAACUGGUGUUCAAACAUUAUUAGCGAUGUCAAAUUGUUGCAUAUCGCUUAAAAUAGUUUAUAAAAAUAACAAAGACUUUUAUAAUUUCUUUGGUUAUAUGAUAUUCGUUUUGCACUGAUUAAUUUAUAAUCUUAGUAAGCAAUGUCGGGAUUGGCCCAUGAAAUUUCGAUUAAUCCAGAAAUUCAAGUUACUUUAUUUUAUCAUCCCAACUCUUUCAUAGCGAAAUUUUUCAAUACGACCGUAAUCUCACUUGUCGACAAAAGAUUUUGUAUUGAACAGGGCUGUAGUGAAGAAAUAUUAUAAUGUUCCUACUUAAAACUCAUAUUUCAGUUCCAAAAUGCCGGAAGAGGAAAUAGAAAGUUGUUCUGCAUCCACAGCAAGUAGUUUGUCAGGGGAGGAAGCUGGCAGCGAAUGCGCCGGUGAUUCGGACUUAUACCUUGACUACGGAGAUAAUCCGUAUAGCAAACCAUGGGUUAAGAAAAGGGAGAGACGACAGAGAAAUUUAGUUCAGUUAUCACCUAAUGCUAAAAUAGUGAAAAAAUUAGAAAAAAAUAAAGAGGAUAGAUGUUCAGGGAAGGAGCUAGAUAGAGAUCAGGUCGAUAGGGAGGAGGAACCUAUUACUCCUCUACCAAAUGCUGAUGACUAUGCUCUCAGUAAGAGUGGUUAUUUUCAGUUUGAAAUAAAGUCCUAUCACAAGGUCAAGGGCAAAAAGAUAUUCAAGUGCGAAGUGUGUCAAGCCAUCUACAGACAUUCUUUUUCCUUGAAAAGACAUUUUAUAAGGAAUCAUGUUAACCUUAAGUUUGUUAGCCAAAGCGAUCUAGGAAAUUGUUGCGUGAGCAUUAAUCAAAUAAACAAAGGAGUGUCAGUGAAAGAAGAGGAUGGUGAAGGGGAGGGGGAUACUUCUGAGGUCGAUAAAGAAAAUACGCGUUGUUCAAGCUCUAUGUCGUCAAAUUCAGGAGAAAAUGAAGUAGAACCAAAGGCUUGUUCAGGCGAAGAAAUUUUCCGAUGUAAUCUUUGUCAAAUGACGUUUGCUCGAGUAUUUGAAUUAAAAGAACAUGUUAAGAAUCAUCCAACUUCUCCAUCAGAUAAUCAAUAUGGUUGCAAGGAAUGCCGUAUGAAAUUUUCGCACAAACAAAAUCUCGUUCGGCAUAUGCAAACUCAUACGGCUGGUGAAAAGCCACACUCGUGUAAAUUUUGUGCCAAAUCCUUUCCAACGUUAAAUCAUAAAAGGUCACACGAAAUUGAACAUCAAGGAUCUCGAUGGAAAUGCGAAUUUUGCCCAUCUUCAUUUUCACAAAUAGGAGAUUUGAAAAAGCACGUAAAAAAAUUUCACGUCGAUGAAUAUAUAGAGUGUUCCCAUUGCGGAAAAUUUUUUGCAAAAUAUUCAUGGUUGACCGAACACUCCUGGAAUGUUCAUAGAGAGCGUUUACCCGAACGAGUUUCUGCCUAUAAGUCCUUAGAAGAUUCAGUGCAACCUUUAUUCAAGAGUAGUGAUACUUCCUUAGACAUCGCUGAUUCAAUGAGAUUAGCAAAAUAUUCUUCCUCAGGAUAUAAGUUUGCAUGCACAAUAUGUAAGAAGAGAUUUCAUGAUUAUACGCUUAUGUGCAAACAUAGACGACAAAUUCAUCAACGCCACUUAAUAAUCGACGAGAAAAAAAAUGGUGCAACUUCCAAAGCCUGCGAUAUUGAUGAAAUGCAAUCACAACCACAGUUUUACUCCAAAAUUGCUUCUAACGUGGCUGAAAAUUUAUCUAAAUAUGUUGUUGGUACUGUUAAUAAUAUUGAGAUAAGUUCAGAGGAAUGUAAUGGAGAAAAUGUAAAAGAUCUCGCAAAGGCCAAUUAUUGCUUUUACAAUCUACCUCGAGAAUAUGAUGCAUCUGAGAAUGGUUGGUGGAAAAAUGAUGAUUCAGACCGUGAAGAGUACAAAUGUUUCAUCUGUAACUGCCUGUAUUAUGGCCGUUCAAUUUAUGUUCAGCAUUUGUCUUCACAGCACGAUGUUACCGUGGAAGAAGAUGGAGAGAUACCUACAGAGCUACCUUCUAUGAAAGAGGAGAUAGAGCACGAAGAGGAAGAGGUGGAAGAGGAAAUGACAGCACUCGACUUGAGUUCUUCUGCAUCUGAAGCUGUAGUUAAAUUGACAUCUCCUCGAUCAAAUGUGCCUAGUUUAAGCGUCAAUAAGACUUCACCACCGGUAGCUCAUACCGCUCCUCCACUUCCGGUUAAUAGUCCAAGUGAUCGGUUUUCACCUCCUGCUGCUCACUCGAAUAAGACUUACCCGACGGUAACAUUUUUUGGCAUGUGGUCAACACCAGUGGCGCCAGCUUAUUCACCGAUCACUCAACCAAAAAAGCAGAAGACUCCUAUUAAGAAAUCAUUUAUUUGUCUUGCAUGUUAUGUAAGAUUUGAAAAUGCUAACACCCUUAAGGAGCAUCAAGAAAAAACCCAUUACGGCAUUCAAAAUAGUCAUGCCGAAUGUGAUGAACAUGUUGACAUAGACAAAACUGUCGUUGAGAACAGAGAUCACAAACAUUUAGACAAAAUGAUGGGAUUAUGCGGAAAAGAGGUCAAAUGCACUCGUUGCCGUCAACUCUUUAGUUCGGUGUCUGCACUACAUAAACACAUUCUGCAAUGUGCUUCUGGCUUAACAAAGAAAAGCCCAAAAAAAUCAGACUUUCGAUGCCUUAUACGCAAAAAGUAUUUAAAAUAUAGAAAAUUGGGUUUUGGUAUACGCCAUGAAAGCACUAAUGUGGACGACAAAACUCCAGAGAGACGCAGAAAACGAAAGCGAAUGACUUUCCCUAUCGAAGAAGACAGGGAUGAGGUAAAAAAGAAGCGUCGCAUAUCUUAUGAACCAGGUCGCCACGAAAGACGUCGAGAGAAGGUAAACGUUGUGGAUAUGCACGCUUGUAGCGGUUGCGGAAAGUACAUGGGAUCGAUUACUGCCCUAGAACGUCAUAUUCCAAAUUGUACAAGGAAAGAAGAGUUACGUAAAGUUAAGGUUCUAGGAGGCAGCAAUGAUUCUAAACAGCCGCCAGUUUGCAAAUAUUGCAAAAAACAAUUCACAUAUACAGGUAAUUUGCUGAAUCAUAUCGAUAUGUGUCCUAUUCGGAAAAAGCUGGGAGGUUCUAUAAAUGAACUUGACUGGAUGGACAUGUUUGAUGAGAGUUUUUUAACAAAUCUUCAUUACGAAAAGGAUAAAAUUGAAGAAACAUCUGUAGCAGACAAUUUAAGACGAUCCAGGAGAGGACGAAGUAAAACUAUGCCUCCCACUCCUGUAGAACAGAAAACUGUUAGACGUAACCCAUCCCGAAGGAUCGCCCUACGCAAUAAGCGGAGACUUUCCUAAUGUGUUUUUUUUUGCUUUUGUGCUGUUUGUUCUAUAUUUAGUGCGUUCUUGUUUCAGGUUUUCUCAAUGAAAAUACAUGAGCCUUAAUAUACAGUA
This is a messenger RNA of Dimorphilus gyrociliatus, 3733 nucleotides long. The record is from the annotation of a GenBank genome assembly. NCBI's taxonomy places the organism in Eukaryota, Metazoa, Annelida, Polychaeta, Dinophilidae.